CGUUUCUUGAUCGAAAAAAAUUGACGUGCUAUACACGAAGGUGACCAUGUUGGAUACUGAGGACGAUAUACCGUUCGGUGACUCUCUCGAGGACCAGGAUUUCGUGAAGGCAACAAAGUACGUCGAGCGCAAUACCUGGUGUUUUACGCAACAUCAACUGUUAAGUUUCUACGCAUUGUACAAGCAAGCAACGGUUGGUUCCUGCACUAUCCCCAUACCAAGCAUUUUACACCCGCAAGCACGAGCCAAAUGGUAUGCGUGGAAUAAACUGCAGCAGAUAGACAAGGCAUCGGCAAAGUCAGAAUAUGUGAGGUUGCUAGAUGACCUGAAGCCUGCUUGGGACUGCAGUCGUGGCAGCGGUUGGGUUUCCGUGUCCCGACCAAAGCGACAGGAGGAUGAAUGUAUCGAUGAGACGGAGGAAUAUAUACUUACUACCUACAUCAAGGACGGUUGCUUAGAUGGGAUCGAGGACACGCGGCCAUCCUGGAAUGCAUACUGCAAACUCCCGGAAUCGAUGUUAAUCUAGCAGACAUAACAGGUCAAACGGCGUUACACUAUGCAUGCAGCUGCGAUAAUUAUGAUUGUGUGAAACUUUUAUUGACGCAUAACGCUGACCGCGAUUUGGUUGAUGAAGAUGGAAUAACAUGCGUUGAGAAUGCGUUAUCUGAUAAA
Molecule: messenger RNA, 672 nt
Organism: Anopheles cruzii
Lineage: Eukaryota; Metazoa; Arthropoda; Insecta; Diptera; Culicidae
Product: acyl-CoA-binding protein-like
Exons: 2
Coding region: 47-526 (159 amino acids)
Biological process (GO): fatty acid metabolic process
Molecular function (GO): fatty-acyl-CoA binding
Source: RefSeq, a predicted model, not a curated record